This is a messenger RNA of Polistes dominula (European paper wasp), 684 nucleotides long. Its product is annotated as eukaryotic initiation factor 4A-III. NCBI's taxonomy places the organism in Eukaryota, Metazoa, Arthropoda, Insecta, Hymenoptera, Vespidae. The record is from RefSeq and is a predicted model, not a curated record.
AUGCCUUACAGCAUAACUAACUUUAACAUUCUACUAAUUAUGGUCAGAGGAAUAAAACAAUUUUUCGUUGCCGUCGAACGAGAAGAAUGGAAGUUCGAUACUCUUUGUGACUUAUAUAACACAUUAACAAUUACCUAAGCAGUUAUAUUUUGUAAUACAAAACGUAAAGUCGAUUGGUUGACGGAAAAGAUGAGGGAAGCUAAUGUUACAGUUUGUUCUAUGCACGGUGAUAUGCCUCAGAAAGAAAGAGAUAAUAUUAUGAAAGAAUUUAUUUCUGGACAAAGCCGAGUUUUAAUCACAACUGACGUUUGGGCCAGAGGAAUUGACGUUCAACACGUAUCUCUUGUUAUUAAUUAUGAUUUACCAAAUAAUCGUGAAUUGUAUAUUCACAGAAUAGGAAGAGAGGUUAGGUUAAACUUGAUUAUGGCUGAAGGAAAGGAGGACUUUGAUGUUAAUGAAGUUUUUGAAAAAUUAUUAUUUGCUGAAGAUAAAGCACAAGAAUCUGCUUAUGCGGAUGGAUAUCAAACUGGAAAAAAUAGAUUAUUACAAGGAUAUCAUUUAGGAUAUCAUAGAGCAACUAUAGUUGCUGCACAAUUAGGUUAUUAUUGUGGUGUUUUAGAACAAUAUUUACAAACUAAAUUAAAACGUGGUGUACAUCCARAAAUGAACUUUCUUGAUUUUUAA